UGCUUUCUUUUAGUCACCGAGCUCCUUACUUACCCUACAAGGCUGAGUUGAGGGCACCUCAAACGUACCUAUUAUAUACCGUAAUCAGACAACCGCGAGGGAAAGAGGUCCUAUCGGGCCUUCUUCGCCAAGUUACCCACGGGAGAACACAGUGGGAUGAGAUAUUAUCAGUUCUCAUAAGCGAAACGAUGGCUGAAGUACAAAAAUUACCCGAUGAAGUAGAGAUUCCUCGAUACCAAUGGGAAAAUCUUAUGAGCAUCAUCAUAAAUCUAAGCAGGCUGCUGAGUCUCUUAUCAAAUGUGCUUGUGAAGACGGGAUAUCGAAGAGCUCGCGACGAAGUGAUGUGGAUAAUGCUGCAAAUUGCUGGGACGUUCCAACCACAUUUACAAAAGGAGCAAGUAGAGGAAAUGGCCAGGUUAUAUAAUCUACUCUUCAGCGACGAUGUCGUUUGGACAGGUGCCUCGGAUCAUCCAUCGCAACUAGUCAGGUUCCUGGCAGCUGCAUGCAUGUGGAAUAUCUUGGAUGGAUCGGAAGGGCUUCCUCCACCAAGUGAAUGCCUUGCUACCCAGAUUGAGUUCGUUCGUUCGAACACUGGCCCUCCAGAUGAAGCUAUGCAGGCUGUAUUGGAUAACGCUUUUCGCCAUGAAUCUCCGAUUUCCCGCAGUGUACAUGCUAUGUUCCAACAACGCCUGGAUGGACAGCCUACUGAUGAACCACAUAUCUUACCAUAUGGACGAGCCGCUAACAAUAAACUGGAUGCCUUUGACAUGCAGUUUCUUGAUGCGCUGACGUUGAGAGCUAAGAUUAAUCUCCUUAUCUCCACAUGUUUCGUUUCUCUGCAUAAGGUCGAUCGACUUCCGAGUCCUGCUUGUGUAGAGACCUGUGCUCGGAUUCUAACGUCCAUUGAAUUUGAUUAUGGCCUCACUAAUUUCAUUGCAAUUCUCAACCGAUCCAUAACUGCUGCAUUGUCACCAGCUCCUUCUGAUGGACUGAAUCAUAAGGAUCAGUGUUAUAUGUUGUUGGAUCUGCUAUGCUACAGGUACAUCGUUUCAUUAAUUUAUUCUCAUUAUCUAUAG
Molecule: messenger RNA, 1076 nt
Organism: Strongylus vulgaris
Lineage: Eukaryota; Metazoa; Nematoda; Chromadorea; Rhabditida; Strongylidae
Source: the annotation of a GenBank genome assembly